This is a messenger RNA of Oryzias latipes (Japanese medaka), 13250 nucleotides long. It is a transcript of the gene zbtb20, whose product is annotated as zinc finger and BTB domain containing 20. NCBI's taxonomy places the organism in Eukaryota, Metazoa, Chordata, Actinopteri, Beloniformes, Adrianichthyidae. The record is from RefSeq and is a predicted model, not a curated record. Gene Ontology annotation, biological process: regulation of transcription by RNA polymerase II. Gene Ontology annotation, molecular function: protein binding; DNA-binding transcription factor activity, RNA polymerase II-specific; RNA polymerase II cis-regulatory region sequence-specific DNA binding.
ACCCCUCAAAGUACUCGAUGUAUAGUUAAAAAAUGGGAGGGCACACUUGAACCGAGCUGCUCUAUGAAGGUAGGCUGCAGCGUGUGUUUAUUGAUGAGAUGAAAAGAAGAUGGAAGUGAGAAAUGAAACAAAGUAAAGGAACAUAUCCAAAAAACUGAACGCUCUGAGUCUUUUGUCGGGGGAGAACGGGGGAGCUGUCGCCACUUUUUUCCCCCAGCAAGCUUCGAAGUGCAGAGCAGCACAUGAUUUGGACAGAGAGAACUGACAGCCUCGCCUAACACCAGGCCUCUGAUCAGCCAUCUCCACCAGCAAACUGAACUCGCACUUCAUCACCAGCCACACAAGCAUCUCCGUAACAAGACGUUGUUUAACUGUAACUUCAGUUGCAAGGGGAUGACCGAGCGCAUUCAUAACAUCAAUCUUCACAACUUCAGCAAUUCUGUACUUGAGACCCUCAAUGAGCAACGCAACCGUGGGCACUUCUGUGACGUGACCGUUCGGAUCCAUGGAAGUAUGCUGCGAGCUCACCGCUGCGUGCUGGCCGCUGGAAGCCCUUUCUUUCAGGACAAGCUGCUCUUGGGCUACAGCGACAUUGAGAUCCCCUCUGUGGUCUCGGUGCAGUCCAUCCAAAAGCUGAUUGACUUUAUGUACAGUGGGAUUCUGCGGGUGUCUCAGUCAGAGGCUCUACAGAUCCUCACUGCCGCCAGCAUCCUGCAGAUUAAGACCGUCAUUGAUGAGUGCACCCGCAUUGUGUCCCAGAAUGUGGGCCUGGCAGGGCCGGGGGGCUUCCCCAUUAUACCUGGGGAUUCUGGUCAAGAAACGCCCCGUGGAACACCAGAGUCUGGCACUUCUGGACCCAGCAGUGACGCAGAGUCAGGCUACAUCCAAGCUAAUUCACAACAAAGUAUGGAUCGUGCAUAUACACCAAUCUACUCCUACCACAGUCUGCCGCUGCAGAACGGUACCCGUGAGCGCCCCCUUUACAUCAACCCUCUGUCAACAAGUUAUGAUCUGGGUACACAGAAGGACCCACAAUCACAAGAUCCGCCCUGGAUAAACCGCAUCCAGGAGAAAUCCCAGCAGGUGGAUCGCUUCCUGUCUUCGGCAGAGUCCACUCACUGCCGCAAGCAACCCCGACCGGUACGCAUACAAACAGGAGGGAUGCACAUAAAACAGGAGGCUGACGAUGAGUACUGCUACGAGGACAUGGGCGACUGCCAGGACGACGCUGACCACAAUGAGGGCAUAGAGCACGAAUCCAAGAUCGAAAGCUUCGACUCAGGGGUGAGCUCCUCCAUCAGUACAGAGACAGACACCAUGGAGCAGCAGCCAUACCUGACAGGCUACAGCCGAGAGGGCGGAGGGGAGAUGCAGCAGGGUGAAGGAGUUCCGGUGCAGAUAGAGGUCAAUGACUCGUCCCCAGAGGAGGUGCAAAAGACAGAGGAUGGGGACACAUCCCACAGCACUAGUGACAGUAGCAUGAUUCAGUCGCUGCCAAACUCAGUCAAACAUAGUCCCAUGUCCCAGUACAUGCGCCAGGUAGAAUCACACACCACCAGCAACCUGAGGAUAUCACUGACCAGCAAUUCCCAAGUGAUGGGCACUGCUGGAAGCACCUUCCUGCCCACGCUCUUUCCUACUCAGCCGGCCAGAGACCAUAAGCCUUUCCUUUACCUACCUGGCCAGCAACAACCCCAGUUUGUGGCAGUGCCGCCCCCCGCCAUGGCAUCUUUCCCAAACCCCAUGUCAGUACCGCCAGCGCCAGCUCAGCAGCAACAGGCUGCAGGAGGGAUCGGUCAGGGAGAAAAGAAGCCCUAUGAGUGCACUCUGUGCAGUAAAACCUUUACUGCAAAGCAAAACUACGUCAAACACAUGUUUGUCCACACCGGUGAGAAGCCUCAUCAGUGCAGCAUCUGCUGGCGCUCGUUCUCCCUGAAGGACUACUUAAUUAAACAUAUGGUGACACACACGGGGGUUCGGGCAUACCAGUGCAGCAUCUGCAACAAGCGUUUCACCCAGAAGAGCUCUCUCAACGUCCACAUGCGGCUGCACCGUGGAGAGAAGUCCUAUGAGUGCUACGUCUGCAAGAAGAAGUUCUCACACAAGACCCUGCUGGAGCGGCACAUGGCUCUGCACAGCACCGCCAGCGCCAUCACCGGGCUGUUGGGCAGCGCAGGUACACCGGUCCCCGUCUCCAUUCCCAUGCCGAUGGCUGUUCCCGAGCCCGGUGCUGGAGUGGUGGCCCUGGCCAUGCCAGCAAGCGGAGGUGCUGGAGUCGGGGCCGGGGUUGGAACAGGAGUGGGUGUAGCUGCAGAGGCGAGCUGCCAAGAAGGGACCACCUACGUGUGCUCCGUCUGCCCUGCCAAGUUCGACCAAAUGGAGCACUUCAAUGACCACAUGCGAAUGCAUGUCUCCGAUGGAUAAAUACAAAAACUUCUUAAAAAAAAAAAAAAAAAAGAAUGACAAACAAAAUGGCACUAGAUUUUCUUUUCUUAUGUUAAGGUAUGAAGAGUUGAGUAUAGACACUGGCACAUUAAGUUUCCCAAAAAGAUCUUUUUUUUGUUGAUUUCUUUAUUCUGUUGUUCUAAAAGAAAAAAAAAGAUGGUGGCCUUAAGGCUUAGUAGUUUGAUAUUGAUCUACUGGAUGGAUCCUAACUACAGGCCUCUAAAUGUAUGCUUUCCUAAAAUACUGAUUUAUGUGUUGAACACUACCGAAAGGCCUACGAAAAAAACACAUACACACAAACACACCUUUAGGCUAGAAACGUCUGAAUGACUUUAAAUGAGAAAAUAUGUUUGUGUAUUUGAAAGUGUCUGUCCAAGCGUGUGUGUGUGUUUUUGUGUGUGUACAUUGCCAUGAGGCAUAAAAUCAUGGCUGUUGUGAACCCAUACUGACCAGUUUGGAAACUUAAAGAUGUCCAAGCUUACUGUGGUAUAAUUUACAACAAUAAUUUAAGAUUAAAAAAAAAAUCUUAGGUUGGGCUACAUUUUCCCUCUAAAAAAUACUGAUGAUCACACGAUUGCCUUCUUAUAUAAAAAAAAGGAUUGUAGUUAAUUUGACACUGGGUUUUAUUUAUUCCUAUGGUAUUAAGGGAUUAUAAUGCAGCUGUUGUCAUGGUACCAAUUUUAGUCAUUUUACUGAAAUAUAACUUCUUUUUGGGGGGUGAUGGGGAAAACUAUUCCUCGUUUUUUUAAUAUCGUCCAUGCAUUGAAUGGUCAAGUUUACUAAAUUUUGGUGUGUUAAUGAGACAGUAUUUAAGCAAAAAUGUUUUAAUUUUUUUUUUUGUCCUGGAGUUUGGAGUUUAGCGUAUUUGUAUACACUGCCACUUCAUUUCUGAGAAGACUGUUAAGGCUAGUGGACCUCUUCCAUUUCUAAACACCUGAAAAGAGGAACAAGAUCCUUCCUUAUUGAGCCUUUUACAUUCACAGUAAUGGCAUUUCUUGAGUAUGCGACUAAACCCCCUCCUUCAUAAUUGCUGCUCCUCAACUUGCACCAACUGUUAUGGGAAAGAAGAUUGGAAAAGAACCGAUUUGUCACUUUAGCUAUUGUUGUUAUUAAGUAGCCUGCAUGAGUUUAAUCCUAUAAUUGAAUUACAAUUUAAACGUAGGCUGUUGUUGAUUGGAAUUGUGUUGUAAAAGAUGGGAUAAUUUCAUUCUAAUCAAAUUUAAAAUUAAAAUAAUUGCCACCUUGAUCCUGGAAGGCCUGUAUAACCUGUUCAUUACGACUGUGCAGCUAUUUUAGCAGGUGGGAACUAAGUGCAUUACUCACUGUGUGCUGGCUCUCCCCAAAGGCUCGAAUGGCAUGCAGUGUUUUGAAAGGAAAUACAGUCUAAGUAGCUCCGUGGAUCAAUAACCCCACUGUUUUACGGUUACACAAGUUGCAGAUGGACAGUGUGGACAAUAGCGUACAUUCCUGACGAUUCGGACACGUCGGUUUCGGGUGCUCGUUGUGUGCAAGUUAGUCAUCCAUCCUUCACAUCACAUAUGUGGAACUAUUUUUUUUUAUAUGUAAUACUUUUAAAAUUUUUGAUUCGCUCUUUAUCCAAAGUAGAUCUCACACACACACACACUGACACACACACACACACAUGCAACUGCCUGCAACUGCAGUCUGAACUGCCAUUUGCCUGCUUUGAGUGGGUAAACCAGUUUAGCAGUUGUAAAAGUUAAGAAAAUAACCAACUGCAUGCAGGGGUCUUCAAAAGACCUGCUGUAAAAAGAAAAAAAAAAGAAGUGCUGUUUUGCACAUUUUUUUUAAAAAAAAUGCCUGUGCUUACUAUUUAAUCGUUUUUCCUUAAAUUUAACUUUCUUUUAUUAAGUUUUAAAAGAAAAAAAAAUCUUUUUUUUAAUCUAAGUGGACUGCAUUAUUUUCUUGCAUAUAUGUUGCACUGCUUUAACCAAUAAGUGCACUACUGUUAACAGAGAUAUAGUUUUAGAAAAUAUAACUUUUGUUUCAGUCUAACAUUUGGUCAUAGAGUUCACCUGUAGUAGAAAAAGAAACUUUUUUUUUUUCCUGAGUUCUUCGAAAAAUAUUUCUGCUAUUCUUGGCUUUCGUUAUUGCUUGCUGUUACCUACGAAAUAUUCUCGUGCCGUGUUAAUACAAGUUUUAUUUCAGUCUUCAGAUGUGCUCCUCUGUGGUUGAGUUCCUCUAAGGAAUCCGUUCCCUAUAAGAGAUUAUUUACGUGCAUUUCUUUGGAAAUAGUUUCUUAAGAGAACAUCCAAACCAAACAACAGAAACAAAGAAACAGCAACAGUAAUAAUAAACCAACUCCCGUCCAACUCGGUUGGCCCAGGUGAUAAUAAUAAUAACGAUCAUAUUAAUAAUGAAACAUUUCUAACGUGUGUGUGCGCGCUACAUAAAUGUGUCCUUCAAGGACUUUUUGUGGAUUUUUAAAACUUUGUGGGAAGGUGAUGGAAUGCAGCUUCUUUGAUACGUGUCUGUCACUCGUGGUGUGUGUUCCUCUGUGUUUUUAGGUGUGCGAGUGUCUGUGUGUGAUAAAUAGCCUAAUCAAAUAGUUGAGAAGUGGAAUAUCACACCUGUAGGGCUUCCUUUGCAAUAUGCAGCGCAGGCACCACGUGAAGCAGCUCUCCAAAACCCUUAUUGUGCUCAAUACGGCACCUGCGGCAUUCGUUCGGAGGGGGGACUGUGAGAGUCCCGAUGCUGUUUUUCUUUUUUUAAUACUGUCUUGCAGAACGACAGUCAAGCAAAGAGCGUUUGAGGCUCCGGCGGAGAUUCCUGCAUUCUGACCCAUCCAGGAAAUUAAAAAAAAACUGCGUUGAGGUCAGUCCUGAGAAAGCGUAGCUCAUUCUUGAACAUUUGAUUGGGCCCCGUCUCUGUGAUGUGCAUACAAGCCUGAACUGUACGGUUGCUGUUUGUAGCUGUUGUUGCCAGUGGGUGGGUUGGGGGGCAAUAUUGCUGCAUGCUAAUGCUAUAUUUGUCUCUACACGGCACGUGGAGGGUAAUCUCAUGCCUUAACAGACCAUGCACUAAAUAGAAUAUGUAAGCAACUGCCGAGAUCUUUUUUUUGUUUUGUUUUGGAUUUUUUUUUUCCAACAGUAUUGCUGCAUGUGGGGCACACAGCUCAUGACGUUUGUUGUGCGUUCAAGUUCAACACUGCCAAACCGACAGCAUCACUUCCUGAACAGCAAAGGCAGAGACGAUAAUCUGAACUCGGUUCAGUGUAAUAAAGUGUUUUCAGUCAUCUAGCAUUCCUUCAUGGCACCUAAAUUUUUACAUAUUUUGUGUGAACACAUUUAUGACAUGCACUAUUGACUGUAGCUAGACGAGUACAACCAGCUUUGUGAUGUCAUUGGUCUAAAUAGUAGGUUAAGUAGCUCGAUGUUGGUUUUUUGAACUGUUUGAUUUCACGAUGAAUCUAUCAGCUGUUUCUCUAUCACGUUUUGUUUUGGAAAGACUAAAGUAGCCAAUCUUUAAUGUGAUCUGGGUGAGGGCUAACUGCUUCAUCAGCUGACUUCCUGUAUAGUAGGAAGAUUGACAGCAGAGCAGCCUUGAAAAGGAGUUUUUGCUCCGAUGCGUCAGAAAAAGCACCCCUCUUGGUCCAGUGUUAGCCUCACAUACUCUUCACUGUCCAUAGUUAUUAUAUAUAUAGAUAUAUAUAAUAUUUAUUACUUCUAUUGCUUCGGCUACUUGUGGUGGUGCUUAACUCUUCUCUCAGUGUUGCGAAAAGUUGGUUUAAAAAGUAGGUGCACCAUUAUCCAGAAAGAUGUGUCAUUUUCUCAAUCGUGCUUCUUCGAGUUGUAGGUCUAGACUUUAUGUUUGCAACGUGUGCGCAUAUUUCCCAGAACAAAACACUUUUGAAGAGUAGAUGAUAGCCUUGAGCCUGCAGCUGUUUUGUAUUGUGUUUCGAAUAUAUUCCUGUUUCCGUUUUGCUUAUCUUAGCGUAGAGACACAGGGUCUACAGUGCAUCGUUGUCCCUCUCGCAGUAACUCGGAUUCAUAUAGUUGUUUCAGAAUUCCUCCUGCUUUCUUUUUACAAAUUUUGUGUCUUCGCCAAUGCUCAUGUGGGCGUGGAUCAUAGCUUUAAGCUACUGGAAAACAAAUAGUUAUUUUUCACCUUGUAUCAUAUAUAUUUAUAUAUAUUCAUAUAUGCUUUGUGUUGAAAAGAAAUCAAGAACUAAAGGGGUGAGGGUCUUUCUUGGCGAGGAACAGGGUCAUUUUAUUCUGAAAAGCAUCCGUCUGUCGUUCUUUCCGUCUGUCUCCACGCGUUUCGAAGUCGGAUAUCCAUUCAGACAAGUCACAAUGUUAAAAGUCAAAAACACGCCAGUCAGAUGACACUUCACUGCAUUUUUUUGUCCUUCAGCAGUAGGCAUAAGAGAUGAGUUUCUUGCAAAUAUUCUAUAUAUAUUUUAAGUACAACCGUCUCCACACAUAAAGACUACAUUUUUCAGAGAGUUUGAUGAAAUUGUUACUGCAGCUAGAGUAUACAAUACCUUGUAGGAUAUAGAGAAUAAGCCUGUCAAGUGCCUAUCAGUGCAUACAGCAACUAUACAGAAUAUUCAUAGUUUUUCUCUCCUACAUCGCACAAAUACAGUAUAUACACAGUGGACUAUUUAAAAAAAACAAAAAACUAUUUAUGCUAUAACUGCUAAAAAAAACUGUGGUGGUUGUGUGUAAGAGAACCCUUUAAAAUGCCAGAAAUGUUUUAUUCCUAUACAGUGAAAUCUACAUCAGCAAGUUUUAUUUAUUAUUUAUUUAUGAUGGUUAGUCUCAGUUUAGACCAUCUGGAGGAUUCAAAGAUUUAAUGGGCAGUCACAGCCUCAUGUGAAUCAAAUAUGCAAAUGCAUUUCAUAGUCUUAGACUGAAACUGUUAUUCAAAGUAGACUUUUUUUUUUUAUUCUACUUUUUGUCUUUUUCUUGAUUUUUUGGCCAUGAGCAAACAAGCCAUAAACUGGACCAGACUGUGUUCGGGGUGACAGGACAGUGUGCGGGCAACAGAGGGAGCCACUUAGCAGGUGGAGGAGGUGACGUUUGACCAUCUGCUUGUCACACUGGACAAAAAUCCAAAUUUACCCCUUCUCUUAAAAAAAAAAAAAAUCUAUUUUGUUUUGUGGCAUUUUUAAACUGUAACAACACAAUACGUGGAGGACAGGAGCUGCUUCGAUUGUUUUUGAGUGAACGCCAUCACAGGGUUAGAAGGAAAGCUGCAGCUUUGCUGCAGUUUGUGUCAAAGUUCAACCUGUGCUUUGGUAAGAUCUAAUUAAAGCCCAAUUUGGCUAGCAAAAUCAUUACGAGUGCUUUGCCUUUAAGAAAAACUAGCUGUGUAAAUACAGCUUCACAUUUUAAAGCAUAGACAAAAUGCAAUGUGAGGGACAGAAAUGAACAUAUUUAAUAAACAAAUGCUGGACCAGCUGAUUUUUAGAACUACAAAUUGGACGAGCCGAAGGUUUUGGCUGCAGAUAAACAGCUUUGAAUCUACAACCGUCUUUAAGUGUUGGAUGAACAACAUGAAAAAAAAAAGGCAAAUAUGGUAGAGUUAAAAAAAUAAAGAAAAAUAAAAUUAAGAAGAUAUUGGAUUUUGGGAAUGGGUGGCUGCAGGAUGAAAGGUAUUGUGAUGGCUUAUUAUUCUGUCCCCUGUGGACUAAUUACCACAGUUUUCUCUCUUGCCUUCUCCAGCUUAGUUGCUCUGCCAGUUUCGUGGAGGGGUGCACUUUUUAAUUAUACCACUGUUGUUAAGUUAGUUGUCCAAAAAAAUAAAAUAAAACCAAAAAAAAUACAAUUUUUUUUUUUUAUUAAAUAAAAUAAAAACAAAUUUAUAAAAAAUCCCAACCAUGCAGAAAACCCAAAGCAAGUGACUGCAUUCACUUUGAAUCUUUCAAUCCUCCACAGAAGAAAACAGUGAUGAUUGAUAUUGGCUUAACUGUCACACAAGUUAAAUGUUAAAUCAGAUAAAUGUAAAGGAGGCGUGGCGUCUGAUUGGUACUAGAAGCGCCCUAAUCAGAUUUUACCGAUGCCCAGAUACUUUUUUUUUUUUUUUUCAUUUUGGAGUUUUACAAAAUGAAAGUAGCUGAUUUCAAACUGCAGUAACUAACCAAAUGACUUUGAUCGAACAGUUACUGGACUAACCAACGUGGCUGUUUUUUGAAAUGACGCCAUCGUCAGGUCAUCCCGAUGGAUGGCUGCAGCCGGAGCGUGCACCAAGCAGCUCUCUCCAGCAGGGGGCCGCUCUGGCUCGGUUUUCACCGACAUUAUUCUUGCUUUAUCGCAAAGGCGGAAACACUGAGGCUCUUUGUGUUCUCCGUCGCUGCAGUCCGUCUGGCUUAGUUCAGCUUGAUGAGACAAUUACGUUUUAAAGUGUGCAGCAGCGGAACUAAAAACAUGCAUUCCUGUUUAAGUCCAGCACAUUCCAGCUCCGAGUCUGGCCUUCGUUUUCCACACCUAACUGACCUAAAAUCCCCCAUCGUUUUCACUACAAAAUGACUUCACUUUAUUUCUUUUUUUUUUUUUAAUAAAAUAACAUGUCACACUUUAGCAAAAUUUCAAAAUCGUUCAAUUUUAUUCAAACGUAGCUGUGAGCUCACAAACCUUCUUAAGCUUUGACCACAUUAUUCCUCUGAGAACUGGCUCUUCACCUUGUCGGCCUCUUCUGACAGAGAGAGGCCUUUUGUCACCACCACACUGGCUGCAGUCCCAGCCAGCACGCUCUCUGCCAUCACCGCAGCCUUCCAUUCAUGAGGCCAUGCCAACCAUUAGGAAAUACUUUUUAAAAAAAAAAACUAAAAGCUGUACAAGACAAUGUUUGUUUUGACAAACCAAAGACCGGUUAGGAUAAUCUCAGUUUUCAGAGAACUUUUUAAAUGUGUGUGAGGUUCAUGCGAUCAGACUCGAUUGCUGCAGUUGUGUUUUCGUUUUCCUUCUCUCCGCAGAGUGCUUGUGAAAUAUCUGUUUCGUCUGUUUAGCUGUUUAUAGUUUCGUGCUUGUGUUUAGACCAAAAUAGAUUUUUUUUGAAAAAUAAAAAAUGCAACAAAACAUCAGAAACGAGUGGGACAUGGUGGCUGUGACGUAAACUUUGGCAUGUCAAAAGAUCUUUACAAUUGUAAAUGUUGCAUUUACUCCUGGAAAAAAAAAAUCAAUGAUAAUAAUACUUGGUAUUAAUGGUGUAUUUUCCACACACAAAUUUUGACAAAUCAUUGUGUAUAUUUUCUCCUUAAAUCUUAAAAACUUCUUUGUUCAAUUUCUCUUUUUUUUUUGUUUUAGUUUUUAUUCACAUCCUCCAAAUUUUGGCACUGUCUGUCAAAAAAGGCUGUGUCUGAAAAUACUAAUCUGACGUUGUGACUUAAACUAGAUUACAUUUAGCCCUUUUAUACUUGAGAUGGACCAAGAUGUUAAGUUUGCACAUAUUUGUCACUUCUUUAUUUAAGCCAAAAAACAAAACAAAAUUGAAAACUUCACAUUUUCAAAAAUUCAAGUAAAAACUCUAAAAAGCAUUGGAAGAAGCAGCCGUAACAGGAUGAAACUACAUCUAUGAAACCAAACUGUAAAACGGACCAUUGCUGUUAUAAUUGCUUUAAUUAGUAAGACAUCACCUGAAAGGAAAAAGCAUUAGACAAGACAAUAAAAAAGGUCAAUUAUUUUUCGGUGAACCUGCUGCUGUACUCCUCGUAGUUUUAAAAUUAGGAACUUACUUUCAUUCAGGCCUUGUUUUGUUCCUAGUUAGCAUUAAAAAACCAGAAUAAUCAAAAAGGAAGCUUUUCUUUGGCUUUAUUAUGACUUUUUUUUUUUUUUUUUUUACAUUUUUCUGGCUUUUUUGCAGCCAGUUAUAUGUAGAGGCUUCUAAACAUGCACUUGAGUUGAACAAUGAGCUCUGCUUAUAAACAUGUGUAUAUCUUGUUUGGCUUUUGUUUUUGUUUUGUUUUUUCUUCCACCCUAAAUAUUAGCGCGAUAGGAUUAAUUUUUUGUUGGUUUUUUUGGGUUAUUUCCCUCCAAAUUAGUUCUUGGAUAGAUUCUGAACUGGGCAGAAGUCGAGCUGUUGUGGUUAAAGGUUGUUAACAUCACAUCUAAGCAACCCUGAAAUAUAUGCUGCAGUAAUGUGUGUUCAGUUUGUUUUUGAUAAUUUAUGCUCCAAGUUGGUUUGUAUUUUAUUAUUAUUAUUAUUGUUGUUGUUGUUAUUGUUGUUCUGAAACAAGCUUGUUUUAAAUGUACUGACUGCUGUUUUGAAAUAGGGGAUAAAUUUUUUUUUUUUUUUUUUUUUCUGUGUGUGCAAGGACGUUUUUUUUUUUCUUUUCUUUUUUUAAUGAUUUGUCAAACACUGGACCGGGGAAAGUUUUCCAACAUUUCUAAGUUGAGAGAUGUAAUUUACAGACGAAACUGCACAGAUGACACCUGUUAGCCCAGACGAAGGCGUCCUCCCAGCUGCACCAGGGAGAAUGACAUCCAGAUGCUGAAAUCCUCAAAGUAGGACUCAUCUGGAUGGAAAAGGUUUUGGAAUUUGUCGCUUCUGAUUGUGGGAUUAGUUCAACACGAUGCAAAAUACUUUUAGUGCUUUUUUUCCUUCCAAAAUGUUGCAUGGCAGAGACUGGGGAUGGCGGGAUUUAUUUUUAAACAGGAAAAAAACCAUGAAAAGGGAUUCCACGCCCCAGAUUGCCAGUUUCCCCAGUCAUCUGGUACGGUCUUUGCCUUGGUGGGACAUAUCAUCUCAUCACACCAAAACACCACUUCUCAAACCAGAUAAGAGAUUUGCACUAGACUAAUUUUGGUCUUCUUCUAUCAAAAGCAAUAUGAUUAACUCAACACAUUUCUGAACCUUAGUAUGGCAGGAUUGUCAGUCUCCACAUUGGGAAAAAGCUGAUUUAAAAAAAAAAAAUGGUGACGUCUGACAAUUUUUGUAUUCCAAGGUACAGAAUCAGCUGCCUUUUUCAGUACACGUCCGUUCGUAGCAGGGUUGUUGUUGUUUAUUUUUGUUUUCUUUUUCUUGACCCAGCGUUACCCUGAGUCCAGACAAGAGGGGCAUUAAAAGUGUUGUUUCCUCCUGUGAUUGCUUCUGACAAAUCCCAAAACAUCAAGGGUGAGGAGAGGAAUGGUUCACCAGUCCGUGUUAGACGUCUCCAUCGCGUAGCCUGCAACAUGUUUGAAAAGAAAAACCAAGCAGUUCAACUCCGCCGUCACACGUAUCCUACCCCAAAAAACCAGCAUUCAAAUAUUUCUCCAUUUAAAUGUUUCAAUCCCUGUCACUCGAAAGGCUUUAAAAAUUGAAUCUUUUUUUUAAAAAGAGAAAGAAAAAAAGCUCAAAAUGAAUCCAAAAACAUCUUUGCCCACCAAAACGCACCGCUCUCCAUCCUUUCCGCUCAGCGAGGUCACACUUGACAAACCCGCAGCUAUCGGCCUCAGCGUCACUACGACGGAUAAGUGUAAAAACAAAAUGUCCAAAAACCCCACAGAGCAUAGCUUCACCAUUUCUCUCUGGAUGUAGUGGCUUUCCCGUUUUCCACCUCUUCUUGGUGUUGUCGAAAAGGCGUCGCGGUUCGUCCGAAUAUGUCGCGUGUUAGAGGAAGCAUAAGUAUGUGCCUUCUUGUAAUCUCCUUGGUGAGCUUGUUAUUAUUGAGAAGCUGAAGCCAGCCAAUUGUGUUUGCACUAAAAACCAAAUUGCUUUCGUGAUGUAGACUAUUUAAGCAAGCUUGUUACGUCACUUUAACCGUUCAGUAUGCAUGAGGGUAAAAUUGGUAAAAAGGCUAGAGCUCUCAUCUGUUGACCUGUAAACCAGUGCAGCUUAGAGGAUCUUGUGAAUAUAUCUUGGCUUGGUUUUUGCAUUUAGUUCUAAUGUCCAUUUCUUUAGGCAUCAUUUUGUUCACUAUUUCAACAGUAAAACAUACAAACAAACAAACACACUCAUAUAUAUAUAAAUAUAUAUCUAUAUCUCAAAAUGAUAACAAACCAUUGAUACAGCUUUGACUUUCACAUGCCACAGUUUGAUUUAAACAACUGCAGAAAGAGAUCUUUGUUUUCCUGAAUCCAUGCGAGUGCACGCGAGGUCGCCUCAAGACUUUUGGUCCAAUCAAUUCAAAAAAAAAUAUUUGUAUUUAUUACACAUUUGGCUGACAAAUCGAAAUGUCUUACGAUGGCACCUUAUACAUGUCAGUCCACGUGGGUGAAAAAUUAUUUUAAAAAGAAAAGGCUGGCAGUGUAAUAUCUCGGAUUUAGCACCUUACUACACCGCAUGUUUUCACUUUAUGCCAGUUUAGUUAUUCUUCCAUAUUUAUGAUUUGAAAAUGAAAAAUCUCCUGUUUUGUGACAUUGUUUUGUUGCCAAAGUUUGGAGGCGAUCUCCCACAUGUUUCCGCUUAUCAUUUGCUUUUCCUGCUCCUUCAGUUAAACCAACGGUAUGUCACAACUUCUUAUAACAGUGUGUGGAAUCAAUUUAUCUCAGCAAACAGUAUCAUUACUUGCCAUUUUACAAUAAGCCCUGUAUUUCAUAUAUAUUUACCAGUGAUGUGUAUUUGUUAUUAUAAAGAAAAUAGCCGUAAAAGCUUCAUUAUGUUACAUAAUAUUGUGACUUUUUUCGAAAAACUGUGAAGACUUAUCUUGCAUAUACUUUAUAAAAAAGUAUUAAGCCUUAACACAAAAGACUAAAAAAAGUGUGGAAGAAUAAACUGAUUGUUGCUAAGUAAGGAUGAUUUUUGUAAAUGUUACCAGCACUUUUUUUGUAAUUUUCACUCUGAGGUAUUGUACAAGUUCAAGCUGUUUGUGAAGUUUGAUUAUGAAGGAAUAAAAACUAGUACUUUCCUGUACUUCACAGAAA